AUGCAACAAUUAUUGUCUCCCACCAUCUCGUAUCCAUCUCCACUUUUCCAUAUAACUUCCCAUCCUUUCCCUCCAAAACCCCACUUUUUUCUUAGAGAAAGGUUGAGCUUUUACACCCCACCAAAAACGGCUUCUUUUUCUGGGUUUUUAGCCAAGGCACAGAUGGAAAUGACUUCUGUUGGUGAUGGUGGAAAUGGUAUUUCUUCGCUGAUGGAUUUUGUUGGGAAAGGAGGACUAGAUGUGGGAGAUGACUUAGUUGUUUUGCUUUACCAUAUACAAUUUGCUUGCAAGAGAAUUGCUGCUCUUGUGGCUUCUCCUUUUAAUUCUGCUCUCUCCAAACAUUCAGCUCUCACCGCUGCCGCUUCUUCUGAUAGGGAUAAGCCGAAGCCGCUUGAUCUUGUGGCCAAUGAAAUCAUAUCGUCAUCUCUUAGAAAUUCAGGUAAAGCUUCAGUCAUGGCAUCAGAGGAAGAUGAUGGUCCAAUUUGGAUCAAUGAUGAUGGUCCCUUUGUGGUGGUAUUGGAUCCCCUCGAUGGUUCUCGAAAUAUAGAUGCUUCCAUUCCUACUGGAACAAUCUUUGGGGUAUAUAACCGGCUCACGGAGCUCAAUAAUCAACCCGUGGAAGAGAAGGCAUUGCUUAAUUCGCUACAAAGGGGGACGAAGCUCGUAGCUGCCGGCUAUGUCCUCUAUUCUUCUGCCACGAUUCCAUGCGCUAGCUUUGGCUCAGGGACACAUGCAUUUACCUUGGAUCAUACAACAGGAGACUUUAUUCUCACACAUCCAAGCAUUAGAAUUCCGCCUCGAGGCCAAAUAUAUUCUGUCAACGAUGCGCGGUAUUUCGAUUGGCCUGAAGGUCUAAGGCGAUAUAUUGAUACAGUGAGACAAGGAAAAGGCAAAUACCCAAUGAAAUAUUCAGCUCGAUAUAUAUGUUCGUUGGUUGCUGAUUUCCAUAGGACUCUGUUGUAUGGUGGAAUAGCAAUGAAUCCAAGGGAUCAUUUGCGGCUGGUUUACGAGGCAAAUCCUCUCAGUUUUCUUGCGGAGCAAGCUGGAGGCAAAGGUUCGGAUGGUAAAAGUAGAAUUCUUUCGAUCCAACCGGUGAAAUUGCAUCAAAGAUUGCCUCUCUUUUUGGGUAGCUGUGAAGAUAUAAAUGAGCUAGAAAGUUAUGGAGAUGUUCAACAGAAAGUAAACCCUGGGUAUGAAGUUUGAUCACUUUGUUCUUUCGAACAGUUUGUCACUUGUUUU
This is a messenger RNA of Hibiscus syriacus, 1239 nucleotides long. RefSeq names its product fructose-1,6-bisphosphatase class 1-like. Lineage: Eukaryota; Viridiplantae; Streptophyta; Magnoliopsida; Malvales; Malvaceae. Gene Ontology annotation, molecular function: fructose 1,6-bisphosphate 1-phosphatase activity. The record is from RefSeq and is a predicted model, not a curated record. The transcript has 3 exons. The coding region runs from base 1 to 1203 and encodes 400 amino acids. Gene Ontology annotation, biological process: sucrose biosynthetic process; fructose 6-phosphate metabolic process; fructose 1,6-bisphosphate metabolic process. Gene Ontology annotation, cellular component: cytosol; cytoplasm.